AUGUCCAAGAAGGGCACGGGCGGCCGAGGCAAGGGGGACAAGGCGGAGGCCUUCGCUGCACUGCAGGCUGCCAAUGAGGAGCUUCGGGCCAAGCUCACCGACAUCCAGAUUGAGCUGCAGCAGGAGAAGAGCAAGGUGAGCAGGGUGGAGAGGGAGAAGAACCAGGAGCUGAGGCAGGUGCGGGAGCACGAGCAGCACAAGAGCGCCGUCCUGCUCACCGAGCUGAAGACGAAGCUGCACGAGGAAAAGACGAAGGAGCUCCAGGCCGUGCGGGAGGUGCUGCUGCGGCAGCACGAGGCCGAGCUGCUCAGGGUCAUCAAGAUCAAGGACAACGAGAACCAGCGGCUGCAGGCGCUGCUGCACGCGCUCCGCGACGGCGCCCCCGACAAGGUCAAGACCGUGCUGCUGUCUGAGGCCAAGGAGGAGGCCAAGAAGGGGUUCGAGGUGGAGAAGAUCAAAAUGCAGCAGGAGAUCUCUGAGCUCAAGGGGGCCAAGAGGCAGGUGGAGGAGGCGCUGACCAUCGUGAUCCAGGCCGACAAGAUCAAGGCCGCGGAAAUCAGGAGCGUGUAUCACCUCCACCAGGAGGAGAUCUCCCGCAUCAAGAAGGAGUGUGAGCGGGAGAUCCGCAGGCUGAUGGAGGAGAUAAAAUUUAAAGACAGAGCAGUCUUCGUGCUGGAGAGAGAGUUAGGGGUUCAAGCCGGGCAUGCUCAGAGACUGCAGCUCCAAAAAGAGGCUUUAGAUGAGCAGCUGUCCCAGGUCAAAGAGGCUGAUCGGCACCUGGGCAGCCCCAGGCGGGAACUUCCUUACGCAGGCGGUGCAGGAGACGCCUCAGACCACUCGGGAAGCCCUUUAAAGCGCUUAAGAGAAGCUGAGAGUCAAUACAAACCGUUGUUGGAUAAAAACAAGCGUCUCACUCGGAAGAAUGAAGAUCUGUCCCACACUUUGCGUCGGAUGGAAAACAAGCUAAAAUUUGUCACGCAGGAGAACAUAGAAAUGAGACAAAGAGCCGGGAUCAUAAGGAGACCCAGCUCCUUAAACGACCUGGAUCAAAGUCAAGACGAAAGAGAAGUUGACUUCUUGAAACUUCAAAUUGUGGAGCAGCAGAACCUCAUAGACGAGCUUUCUAAGACCCUCGAAACCGCCGGCUACGUGAAGAGUGUGCUGGAGCGAGAUAAGCUUUUGAGAUUUCGAAAGCAAAGAAAGAAAAUGGCGAAACUCCCCAAGAAGCCGGUUGUGGUGGAGACGUUCUUUGGAUACGACGAAGAGGCUUCCCUGGAAUCUGAUGGCUCCUCUGUCUCUUACCAAACGGACAGGACGGACCAGACCCCGUGCACCCCCGACGAUGACCUGGAUGAGGGCGUGGCCAAGGAGGAGACGGAGCUGAGGUUCCGGCAGCUGACCAUGGAGUACCAGGCCCUGCAGCGAGCCUACGCCUUGCUGCAGGAGCAGGUCGGAGGGACGCUGGACGCAGAGCGAGAAGUUAAGACCCGUGAGCAGCUCCAAGCAGAGGUGCAGAGGGCCCAGACGCGGAUAGAGGAUCUCGAGCAGACCCUGGCUGAGCAGGGACAGGACAUGAAGUGGAUUGAAGAGAAGCAAGCUUUGUAUCGAAGGAACCAAGAGCUCGUGGAGAAGAUCAAGCAAAUGGAGACGGAAGAGGGUCGGUUAAGACACGAGGUCCAGGAUGCAAGAGACCAGAACGAGCUGCUAGAGUUCCGGAUCCUGGAGCUGGAGGAAAGGGAGAGGAAGUCGCCCGCCAUCAACCUCCACCACACCCCGUUCGCGGAAGGGAAGAGCCCCCUCCAGGCCUACUGCGAAGCGGAAGGCGUGACGGACAUCCUGGUCGCGGAGCUGAUGAAGCAGCUGGACAUCCUGGGGGAUAACGCCCACAUCCUGGAGCUGGAAGCCAUGCUAUACGACGCCUUGCAGCAGGAGGCCGGGGCCAAAGUGGCCGAGAUUCUGUCGCAGGAGGAGCGCGAGAAGCUCAAGGUGGCCGUGGAGCAGUGGAAGCGUCAGGUCAUGAGCGAGCUGCGCGAGCGUGAUGCCCAGAUCCUGCGGGAGCGCAUGGAGUUGCUGCAGCUGGCACAGCAGAGGAUUAAAGAGUUAGAAGAGAGAAUAGAAGGUCAGAAGAGGCAGAUCAAGGAACUGGAGGAAAAGCUUUCAUUCUGUGGUCAUAGCUCGCCUGGGCCCCCUGACGUGCCCCCGGAGGAGCCAGACCCCUUUCCUCCAGCUGGACCAGAGAGCAGCCGGUGCCCGGGCCGCCAGACAAGACGCCCUGUCUCGUCCCCGAAGACCCGCGAGGAUCUGGUCUCUGCGGACCCCGGCCCGUCGAGGAAGAGGGAGAAAGGGGCGCUCUGA
This is a messenger RNA of Puma concolor (puma), 2355 nucleotides long. The record is from RefSeq and is a predicted model, not a curated record. NCBI's taxonomy places the organism in Eukaryota, Metazoa, Chordata, Mammalia, Carnivora, Felidae.